GAGAGAGAGAGAGAGAGAGAGAGAGAGAGGGAUACCUGGCUUUGGAGUCUCUCGUACGUUCAGUCUUGGGCCGGCCGUGGCGCUUGUUACGCUUACGAUUACGUGCACAUGAACUUUACCGUGAUGGCCAAAGACGCACACAGACGCACACACUGAUGUAGACACGCACAUAGGAAAGGCAGACACGAGUCCCAAUUACGUACACACGAGAAACGCACACACCGAGCAUCCUUGUGGGCGUUGAAGUCGUACACACACCAGUCUUAUUUACGUACAUCUCGUGUGGGUGUGGGUGUGUUCGUGUGUACGCGUGAACACCAAGAUGGGCUGUGUAGGUGUGUGUACCUCGGCGACGGUGCUGCUUGUGACAGUGGUGGCGGCGGCCCUGCUGGUGGUGCCGGGGGCCAAGGCGCUGCGGUGCUUCCAGUGUGGGGCGCUUCGGGAGGGCAUGUCCACCGUCAACCCCUGCUUCGGCAUCAAGGAGGAGGACAACAAGGAGUGCAGCGCCGAACAUAAGUACUGCAAGCGCUACAGCAACGAGGGCGUGCUGGUGCUGGCCUGCGAGGAGAACUGCCAAGAGAGCCACACCCAAACCACGGACAUCACCUGCUGUACCACUGACGGGUGUAACGCUGGGGGGGUCGCCGCGCCCUCCGCCCUCCUGCUGCUCAUCCUGCCCGCCCUUGUGACUGUCGGCGGCCUACUCCCUCUUCUGCCAAUCCGCCCCCUCCUCCCGCCCAUCCCCGCCCGCUAGCCACGCCCAUAGUCUUAACUCUCUCUCUCUC
Molecule: messenger RNA, 785 nt
Organism: Eriocheir sinensis (Chinese mitten crab)
Lineage: Eukaryota; Metazoa; Arthropoda; Malacostraca; Decapoda; Varunidae
Product: prostate stem cell antigen-like
Exons: 5
Coding region: 323-754 (143 amino acids)
Source: RefSeq, a predicted model, not a curated record